AUGGGCCGUGCAGACGCGGCAGCCUCGCGUGCGUUCACUGUUGGCACGCCUGAGCCGGAGUCGGCGGACUGGCAACCAGCCCGGGGUGGGAUAUGGGUAAUUACAGGGGCCAUGAGAAUGGGUGUGUCUCGGCGUGGGGAGAGGCGGCCGCCGCCGGCCCCUCUUGUCCUCCUGUCCUCCUGUCCUCCUGUCCUCGCUGCCUCAGCUGGGCUCGCCCCGUCUCGCCCGACACCUGAACCACCUGAACCAGCCGGAGCCAGUCUCACUCGCUCUCUCUUGCCCCCGCCCCGUACCCGUCCCCGCUGCCGCUCCCGCCCCCGUCCGUCUGUCUGUGUGUCUACCUGCCGAGUGUCUGUAUGCGCUGCCGCGUUGGCUGCCGCCGUGACCAAGUGGAGUGGCGCAUUUAGCCUGCUUGCAGUGCCGCCGGUUGCAUGGCUCGCCUCCUUUCGCUCCUCCUCCUCAUCCUCUUCGUGGCGCCGACCCUUCGGGUCUGAUUGGUCUCGAGCUGAGGCCGACGGGAAGCAGUCGAGGCAUGCCGGCGGUCGAACGCAGCACGACUGGCGCCUGCGCAUGCGACGUCGGCGCGUAGUCGGCCAAAUGUGCUGCCCGGCGCGAGCAUCGUCGUCGGCCGUCGGCGAUCGGCACGAGCUGCAGCCGGACGGGUUAUCAUCGAUCGACGAGCCGCUGAAUCUGGCCAAGCCGAAGGCGGCGUCGCUGACACAGGCGCCGCUGCUGUCGCCCGACGCAGAGGCAGACGCCGCCGCCGCCGCCGCGGGCGCCUCGUCCGCGCUCGUCCGUCUAUCCUCUGCCGCAGAUCCACAGAUGGGCCUCGGCCUCGGCCUGUUGGCGCAGGCCGGCCAGGCCGUCAUCCUCUUGCCCGCGCCGCCCGGCCUCGUGCCCGAGUGCCUGCUGACGCGAGCUGCGGACGCCGGGCUGACGGCCUCCUGUGCGUCUGGCCAAUCAGUGGCGGCGCCUGACUCGGACUAUCUGGUGGCCUGGCUGCACGGCGUGCAGGCGGCCGUCAACUCGAUCCUGGCGCCGCGCCUGUUGGCCGACAGCCACGCAGCCGCGGCUGCAGUCGCCGCAGUCAGUCCGCCCGGCGGCCCGCCAGGGCCGACAGUCUCGCGGGUCGUCUCGCUCGCCGCAGACACGCACAGGCACACGCAGGCCGACCAAUCGGAGCCUGACCUGGAGUCGGCGUGCGUGGGCGUUUUGCGGCCCGAGGCGCCGGUCGGGAAGCCAGAGCCAGAAGGGCCGCCGCGCGCGGCGCGCCUGGCGCAGGCGUCAGGACGGCCCGCCUCGCCGGCCUCCGACGCGUCGCGCGUCUCGACGCCCGCCUCGGCCGCCCAGCCGACCGCGCCGCGACCGGCCCGACCGCCUCGGCGGCCCGACGACGUCGGACCGGGCCGCCGCGGCCUGACCGAGGUGCGCCGUGCCAGAGCGAACGCGCGCGAGCGCAGUCGCGUGCACACCAUCAGCUCGGCCUUCGAGGCGCUGCGCCGCUGCGUGCCCGCCUACUCGGCCUCGCAGAAGUUCUCCAAACUGGCCGUGCUCCGCAUCGCCUGCUGCUACAUCGAGACGCUGGCCGCCUGUCUGCAGGAGACGACCGGCCGGCCACAAUUGCACACCGCCCCCACCCUCGACGUGCCUCGGCUACGGCCCAACCUCACCUUCGAGGAGUGCGCUCGCCGCCUUGCUCACACAAUGAACCACGAGGGCAAACUGAAACACUGACCCCCUGCGCCGCAGUCUUUCACUUGUCUCAACAGCCUCGGCACACUCCAUUCGCCGCUUCUGAUUGGAUUGUCGUCAAAUUUGAAUAAAUCGCCGUCAAUUUUGACACCUUUCGCCUGCUCGCCUCUUCUGGCGCCGACAUCCCGUCAUCAACGGAGCCCACAGGCAGCCUUCAACGAUGGCUUUCCCGCAACCUUUCUGGCGGAAGCUGAGCCCACUCUGGCUCUGACAGCUGAUCGUCGGUGUUGGUGCUGCCUCGCUUUUGCUCACAGCCUGCCUUCAAGAGUGUCUACGGGGUUGCACCCGGUUUCCGCCAUUUUGGUUGUGUUGUCUGGCCUCGUGACAACCUCGGCAUCGCAACGUCAAUGUGACCGGGUGCAUCGGUCGAGCGCAAUUGCUGCCCUCUCCACGCCAUGCCAUCGCGUAAAAGCGCCAGUUUAA
Protopolystoma xenopodis is the source of this 2175-nucleotide messenger RNA. NCBI's taxonomy places the organism in Eukaryota, Metazoa, Platyhelminthes, Monogenea, Polystomatidea, Polystomatidae. The record is from the annotation of a GenBank genome assembly.